UGUUGACGGUGUGUUUUUCAGAAUUCAACUUUGUCCGCCUGCGCUACGUUGCACGCGAUGGUGCACUAAGAUCUUUGGAGCAGGUGGUGGUCGCUGGAACCGCGGGAAACUUUUCGUUGCUGGCUGGGCUGUUCGUGCAAAGGGCGACCACAAUCGUUCCAUCGACAUUUUCGAGCGAACGGUGUCAGCAUAAGGCUGCGAGGAACUGCCACAUUGUCUAUGCUUGCGGCAAUCGAACGUUCGUAUUCUGGAUAGAGCAGUUUGUGGCGUGCGCAAAUACUUCUGAGCACCAUCGGCUUGGGCAAUCGGCGCCACAUCAUGAGUGAGCUGGCGACAAAAUAUAACCUGAUCGACGAAAAACCACCCUUCAAUGCACCCUUGAAGGCACAGUACAAACAGGGGUUCGCGUUCUACACGAUGCGCGAACGGUUACCAAUCAUACUCACCCAGGUCAUCGAUCAACUGUCGAAAGACAAGGAACAGAUAGUGGCCAAUUUUGGCGGCGAGACGGCCCGCGAUGAGCUGAAGGCGGCGAUCGGAGAAAUAUCGAAGCUGAAGUACGAGCUACAGACGGACAAGGACUUCAAAUCGAUCCGUAGCGCCGUGGGCGAUGAAGCACUCUGGAAUAGCUUUAUUGAGGGGCUUGGCGAAAACAAUUCCUACUACUCGGCCUGCUGGCUGUAUGCCGAAACGUACAUGUACCGACGGUUGAACAACAUCUUCGAAAACACUACAACGCUCCAGAAGCUGGACUACUUCCAGCAGCAAAAACACAAAGCACUAACCAACUCCUACGAUGCCAUGGUGGCCGUGCUGCGAUCGAUUGAAACGUUCAACGAAACCAGCCGGACGCCCGAGGAAAUUGGCGUGUUUUUCCGUAAGCUGCUGAAGCUAAACCUCUGGGGUAAUCGUUGCGAUCUCUCAAUUAGCGCUGGCCAAGACGUCAAACAGGAUGGGGAUCCGUUCAGCUUGCUAGAAGCGCUCGAUCGUUGCAUUGUCAGCGACCAAACUCUCGACAUAUGGCGCUGCGUUUCGUCCGUACACUCGGACAGCGACGAAACCGAGCGAGUCGUAGAGAUCAUCAAUGACAACUCUGGCUACGAGUUGUUCACCGAUCUGUGCCUGGCGGAUUUCAUUGUGCACCAUCGAAUCGCGCCGAAGGUGUGCUUUAACGUAAAAGCCAUACCAUGGUACAUCUCGGACGUGACACCGAAGGAUAUGCAGUGGACGCUCGACACACUGGCAGGCCACACGACGCAACCGCUGCUUUCUCGUUUCGGAACACGCCUAAAACACCACUUCGACACAGGUGCCUUCGAGCUGCGCGCGCUGAGCAACUUUUGGACCUCACCGUACGAGUUUUGGCACAUGAAAGACAUUGCGCCGUCCCUGUAUGAAACGCUCCGUUGCGCGCUGCUGCUGAUAUUCAAAGGUGAUCUCAACUACCGCAAGUUGCUGGGCGAUUUCAACUUCCCCUACACGACACCCUUCGUGGAGGUGCUUCGCGGCUUCCGACCGACCAACCUGUGCACGCUGCGCACCGUCAAAGCGGAUCUGAUUUGCGGGCUGCCCGAUGGACUGGCUGACGAGUUGCAACGGAAAGACCACACCUGGAUGGUUACUGGAGAGUACGGCGUCAUACAGUUUGCCCCCAAAUGAGCCACGGGGCACACGAGAAAAGAAACCGCAGCCCGAAUUUCGUAGGAGUGGGACCAGUAACAGCGUGCUAUAAUAACAGGUCGGAAUUUGUUUGUUGCCAACAGCUGGUUGUAACUUUUUUUUGGUUUUUGGCUAAUAUCAACUCCGCAAUAACUAGUACUAAAGCUCGAGAAUUCACAAGCCAAACGGAUCGAAUCAAUAAACACUGUCUGUUUUCCAAAACUGGUGACUGGUGACUGGUGAAAAAUGGUGAUGUUUGCUGACGAAAAACACAACUUCUUUUCGGACGUUUGAUUAGAGCACGACUAAGGUAUCAAUAGAAUUUACAAUAUUUUAUACCUUCAUAAACAUUGUAGCAUGCUUAUCUACAUCACAUAAAUAAAUUUCUGCGCGAUUACUCACAGAGGCAAUCAUGGCCGUAGCGUACAAUCGGGAUACUGGAAGCGAUUCAGUUGAAAACAUGGAAAGGAGCUCUUUGUAAAGCUAUAAGGUGCACGAGGCAGCGAUCAAGUCAUGUUAGGACAUGCAUCGGAAACGAUAUUUGGGUGGUCGAGCCGAUCAGUAGGGAUCGAAGUUAGAGAAUUCAGUUGCGAUCAAGAAGGGGAAUGUGAAAGUCGAACUUGGCGAAGAAAAGUAAAAAAAAAAUUUUGAUCGCGCGUGUUCGAUUCGGAACUACGAAUCGAAGUCGAUUGGCAAAACCUAUUUCUCAGACUUUAUUGAUCGCGACUAAACAAUAGUGUUUGUUCCGAAUUCGUUACUCAAUCGGGCACACUACCGUGGGAAACAAUC
Anopheles bellator is the source of this 2448-nucleotide messenger RNA. RefSeq names its product damage-control phosphatase ARMT1-like. The transcript is spliced from 5 exons. Bases 319 to 1659 code for a protein of 446 amino acids. NCBI's taxonomy places the organism in Eukaryota, Metazoa, Arthropoda, Insecta, Diptera, Culicidae. The record is from RefSeq and is a predicted model, not a curated record. Gene Ontology annotation, biological process: DNA damage response. Gene Ontology annotation, molecular function: phosphatase activity. Gene Ontology annotation, cellular component: nucleus; cytoplasm.